GCUGCGCCGGUCCUUUCAGAACGAGUGACCGCCUCCAGCGAGCCCUGACUCCGCCUUCCUCAGGGCUGCGUGUCGCUGAGCGGAGAGAGGCAGCGGCAGUGCGAGCUGCUCCGCGCGUCAGUGAGGGAGACAGACACCGUUCCUGCAUAUGCGGCCACCGGCACCUCACUGAAACACACCGACCAUGGACCUAUUCGAGUUUGACUUCUUCAGGGACUGGGAGCUGGAGCAACAGUGUCAUUACGAGCAGGACCGCUCGGCACUGAAGAAGAAGGAGUGGGAGCGAAGGACACAGGAAGUGCAGCAAGAUGAAGACUUGUUCUCUACCGGAUUUAAUCUGUUUGGUGAGCCGUACAAGACUAACAAAGGAGAUGCCCUGGCCAACAGGGUCCAAAACACUCUUGGAAAUUACGAUGAAAUGAAGGAGCUCCUGACUAGCCAUUCUAACCAGAGUCACCUUGUGGGCAUUCCUAAGAACUCUGUUCCCCAAACUCCAGUGGAGAAACCCGACCAGCCAGGCUUUUUCCCUGAGGCUCAGCGGAGCCGAACUGCUCCCUCCCAACCUGGAAGUCAAAGCACCUCCAUGCCCCCACCACCUGCCAACACCAUGCCAGGCUCUAGCAUUGUACAUGGACAUCAAGGCAAAAAGUCUCGGUCUUCAGACUGGUCCCGAGGGGGUCACGGUUCAAGUGGUGCCCAGACCGCUCAAGCGGUCAACCGGGGGAAGCACUCCAAUCAUGAGCAGACCUCUAGUAGACAUGAUCAGGACCAAGAGGACUCGAGUCCCAAUCCUAGCGGACCUACAACUUCGUCACACUCCAACAGGAAGCAGGCCCAGUCCAAAGUACCAGCCACAGCUGAGCUUGGCCUUGGAAAGUCUCCCACCGAGCAGGACUUGUGCUCCCAUGGCUCAAACUCACCAGUGGCCUCUACGUCCCUGCUCCCUAGCGGCCUCUCAACACCGACUUUCCCCCAAGGCCUCCACUGCAAGCCUAGCAACGCUGUGCAGCAGAAACCUACUGCCUACGUCAGGCCCAUGGAUGGCCAAGACCAGGUCCCAAAUGAUUCCCCAGAGCUCAAACCCCCUGUGGAGCUGGUGGAAGUGUACAACAGUGUGCCAUUCGGAGGUCUGCUGGAUACCAAAAGCAGCACGGCUGGGACCAAGAGCAAAAUUCCCAAGCUGACACUGCCACAAUCUGGAGAGGUCAGCCUGCCCAACGACUCCAACUGUGUGGAGGAAAUUCUGCGGGAGAUGACCCACUCCUGGCCUCCACCUCUCACUGCCAUCCACACACCAGGCAAAGCUGAACAAACCAAGUUUCCCAUCCCUUCAAAGGAUUCCCAGCAUGUGACCUCAGGAUACAAUGGAAAACGCUGCAAUGUUUCCAGUAACAAGCCUGCAACCAAGUCGGUACCACAGAAGUCAAUGCUCGAGGAUGACCUGAAAAUCAGCAGUGAUGAAGAGGACAAUGAACAGGCCUCUGAGAAGCCCAAGCCCAGGAGCGCUCCUCUCAAUCUCCCUGGAACCACACCGCGGACCAGUGAACCAACCGGUCACUCCAGCGGUGCCUCGGGCAGCUCCAGCGAAUCGGAGAGCAGCUCAGAGUCCGACUCGGACAGUGAGAGCAGUUCCAGUGACAGUGAGUGCAACCGAGCAUCCCGCGCUGCCACACCAGAGCCUGAGCCUCCAUCAACAAACAAGUGGCAACUAGAUAAGUGGCUAAACAAAGUUAAUCCUCACAAUAAAGCACUAAUUAGCACCCAGUCAGACAGUCAUGGGCUUAACAUCUCUCAACCUGAUAAAGGCCAAGCCUCAGACAACCAGAGCUCCAGCAAGAGCAAGUCCACCACAGCACUGGCACCAGCAGAACCCAAGGAGAGAACAUUGCUCAGUCCUAUCCGAGAGAAAGCCAAACCCAAGACUGGUCAGAAGGCUCCGGACAGCAAAAGCACCAAGGUAAAAUCACCAGCCUCAGUGGAGCUUGCUCCCCCCAGGAGAAGCACUGGAAAGAAGCAGCCCAAAAAGGUGGAGCGAUCUUCCAGCGGCGAGGAGCACAACUGGCCAAGACCAGGAAACUCAAGUUCUACCCCAAAAGAGAAAGAGCCCCCGCCUUUAGAACUGCCAAAACCUAGAGGCAAGGGCCCUGGGGUCAAGACGGCUCCAAGAAAGGAACCUCGGACCACCACAACAAACACUGCACCAACGAAUAUCACACCGGUCCAGGAUAAAAAGAAGCACAGAGGACCAAACAAGAUCAUACCCAAGUCUAAGGAGUUCAUCGAGACAGAGUCUUCUUCAUCCGAGUGUCAUUCGGAUCCUGAAGAGCUCACCAAGGUCCAGCUUCCCUGUCCCGGUCCCAACACCCUAAACCUAAAAUCCAAGGAUUGCAAUAGCAAUAUCCUGAGUGUAAGCAGCCUUACCAGCACAAGCAGCACCUCUAUUCCUGAUCCAGGUGCCUCGGAUCUCCUGGAAGAGCCCUUCUUUUCGCCCAUCCCUAUUGUACAAAAUGAACUAUUGUCACCACUAAGAGAUUUUGAGGACAUCAAGUCCCUUUGGGUUAAGAUUGAACUCAGCUUCCUAUCACGGAUCCCAGGGCAAGACCCCCCGGAGCCUCCCUCAACAAAGGUAGAGUGUCGGGAGAUCAGUGUCAAGCACAGACGGCAACAGUCACCUGCCUCUAUCCCUGCAGAAAAGAACCCUAGCAAAUCCAAGAGGAAACACAAGUCUGAGCACUGUGAUGUGAUGAGUGGAGGCAAAAAGCUUCGGAUGGACAAAGACGCACUUCUGCUUCCUCCUUGUAUCUCGCCCAUACACAACCACAAGGUCUCCGGCACAAAAGAUUCUUUAAAGAAGCAACCCCGCAAGCGGGAGGAUAAGCUGUUGCCGCCUCUGCUGUCGCCGCUGUCCGAUGAGCCUGUGGGCCGCCCACGGAGAACCAGCGAAUGCAGCUCCCUCAGUCAGGACGGAAACACCUCCACCGUCCCAAACCCCCUCCCCUCCACCCGCACAAUACCUGCCUCCACCUCUUCAUCAUCGUCCUCAUCACACAAACACCGCAAAGGAGAGAGCAAAUCCUUCUCCCAUUCCAAGACCAGCGCUGAGGAAGACAGUCACAGCAAGCCUUCCGGCGGUUUUCACAGCAAUGGUCAGUCGGAGCCAAACCUCUGGUCAAACACUUCAGCCCUGUCCACAGAGCACAUGGAGCCCAGGAGACCUAAACUCACAUUUAAUAACACUGUUCAUAAUGCAGAUUACUACAUGCAGGAGGCCAAGAAGUUGAAGCACAAGGCAGAUGCUUUGAUGGACAAGUUCGGAAAAGCUGUGAAUUACGCAGACGGGGCGCUCUCGUUUAUCGAAUGUGGCAAUGCCAUGGAACGGGACCCGUUAGAGGCCAAGUCACCAUACACAAUGUAUUCAGAAACCGUUGAGCUCAUCAGGUACGCAAUGAGAUUAAAGAACUUUACCAGUCAUUCCGCCACAAUAGCUGAGAAGAAGCUCGCUGUGCUGUGCAAUCGUUGUUUGUCACUUCUAUACUUGCGAAUGUUCAAGCUCAAGAAGGAUCAUGCCAUGAAGUAUUCCCGCUCACUAAUGGAGUAUUUCAAGAAUUCUGCAAAAAGUUCCCAAGCACCUUCGCCGUGGGGAGCCAAUGGAAAGAGCACAGGUACCCCAUCUCCAAUGUCCCUGAGUCCAUCUCCUGUCAGUUCAGUCAGCAGCAGCACUGGAAUGAUGGGCUCUUCCUCCGCCUCUGGAAGUGUGGCCAUUCCCCAACGCAUCCACCACAUGGCAGCCAGUCAUGUCAACAUCACCAACAACAUCCUGCGCAGCUAUGAACACUGGGAAACCGCUGACAAGCUGGCCCAGGAAAGUCAAGAGUUCUUUCUGGAGCUGGACUCAGUGAUGGAACCGUUGACGCAGCACAGCAGCAUGACAGAACUGGUGCGCUACAUACGCCAAGGACUGCACUGGCUUCAGCUGGAAGCCAAUUUGUUAUAGUGCUGGCUCUUCCACUGUGCUCUUCCUUUCUCUCUGUCAUACUCUCUCUCACUCUCUCCCACCGUUCAUCUCUACCUCCACCAUCUUUGCCAUCUACCACCCUCCGGAACCCUGAGGGAAGUCGUCAGUUAACUACUAGCGAGCCUCAGAACUGUGAGUUAUUCCCUGGAGGGAGCCAUGUCCUCGUUCCAGCUUGAUUCCCGUUGAGUGCGUCAGGAAAGUCUUAAGAUGUCGUAGAAGGCGGACCUGGAAGGACGGAGCGCUGCUGCAUCACAUCACAGCACUACGGGAGGCUACAUUUAUGCAUCUGUUACAAGAACAUGGUAGCAGCGGGCAAGUGAACAAUGUUGUUGAAGAAAAAUUCAGCUAGUGAUCUCUGUGAUGUGGGCCAGGCAAAUCUAUUUAGCUUUUUAAGGCAGGAGAGGCCAGAAACACACUUUACGCAAGUACACUAAGAUAAGUAUGAAUGUUUGAUCAACAUAUUACAAGCGCAAAAUUCACAUGAACAUUCGUAAAGUGUGAAACUGUGUGUGGCACAUAAGCAGUGAUAGAGUUACUUCAAAUGUCUGUGGGUCAGUGACAUUAAGUUUUGGUCCUGUAUAUUAAUUUACUCACAAAAUAGAUUUAAAAAAAACUAUUCAUACUUGAAGGGGCAUGUUUUAAUCAAAGUUCAUUUUAAAGCAUUAAGUCAGAUAUAUCAGGGUGAAAAAAUUAUUAUGAUUUAAUAAUGAAAAAAGUUUUUUUAUUUUUUA
Molecule: messenger RNA, 4746 nt
Organism: Carassius gibelio (silver crucian carp)
Lineage: Eukaryota; Metazoa; Chordata; Actinopteri; Cypriniformes; Cyprinidae
Product: AF4/FMR2 family member 2-like
Exons: 21
Coding region: 185-3994 (1269 amino acids)
Biological process (GO): regulation of RNA splicing
Cellular component (GO): nuclear speck; nucleus
Molecular function (GO): G-quadruplex RNA binding
Source: RefSeq, a predicted model, not a curated record